CAGGAGCCCCGCGGCCAGUGCGCUCGGCAAGAAUGGAAAUCCCGCCAACCCACUACCCAGCCUCCAGGGCGGCCUCGGUGGUGGAGAACUGCAUCAACUACCAGCAGGGGACCCCGCACAAGGUGUUCCAGGUGCAGACGGUCAAGAGAGCCAGCAUGGAGGAUAUUCCAGGAAGAGGACAUAAGUAUCACCUUAAAUUUUCUGUGGAAGACAUAAUCCAAAAAGAAGUAACAGUCAACUGCACAGCUGAAGUGCUGUACCCUCCAGCAGGCCAGGACACCGCGCCUGAAGUCAACUUCACAUUUGAAGGAGAAAUUGGAAAGAACCCAGAUGAAGAAGACAACACAUUUUACGAAAGACUCAAAUCCAUGAAGGAACCACUAGAAGCACAAAACAUCCCAGACAGUUUUGGAAAUGUACCUCCAGAAAUGAAGCCAGUUCGACACUUAGCCUGGGUUGGCUGUGGUUACAUAAUAUGGCAGAAUUCUACAGAAAACACGUGGUAUAAAAUGGCAAAAAUUCAAACUGUCAAGCAGGUGCAAAGAAAUGAUGACUUCAUUGAAUUAGACUAUACCGUUCUACUUCACGACAUCGCGUCUCAGGAGAUCAUUCCUUGGCAAAUGCAAGUUCUCUGGCAUCCACAAUAUGGUACUAAAGUCAAACACAGUAGCCGUCUGCCCAAGGAAGCACAUCUGGCAUGAAGGAGGCUCCUGGCGACGGCAGGCAAUGUCAACAGGCCACUAAUGCCAUGCAUGCGAGGGCUCGCUGGUAUCUAGCAGUGGCCAAACAAGUCCCAGAGGGUAACUGUAUAUUACCUUGAUUCCAGUAUACAGCCAUAUAGAUCCCAGAACCAAAAGUGUCACUACAUAAGCAUGUCUGUGUAACCGUAGCAGUGGUGGGUGUACAUCAUAAUAAAACUUCCCUUUUGGCCUCAUAACAUUUAAUU
Messenger RNA from Ochotona princeps (American pika), 946 nucleotides. It is a transcript of the gene LXN, whose product is annotated as latexin. Gene Ontology annotation, molecular function: metalloendopeptidase inhibitor activity. The transcript has 6 exons. The record is from RefSeq and is a predicted model, not a curated record. Bases 33 to 701 code for a protein of 222 amino acids. NCBI's taxonomy places the organism in Eukaryota, Metazoa, Chordata, Mammalia, Lagomorpha, Ochotonidae.